GGCUCCCAAACACAAGAUGGCGGUGUCGCUAUAGCAACAAGCUUCUGUCAGAAAACCACCGAAGAAAAACCCGACACUGUUUUCGGAAGGGACGCGCCCUCAUACUUCCUCGGUGCGUCAUCAUGAGCGUGCCGGAUUACCUGCAGUGUGCCGAAGAUCACCAGACGGUGCUGGUGCUGGUGCAGCCGCUGGGCGCCGUGCCCGAGGAUGACUUCUUCAUCGUGUACAAGCGCGUGGCGAGCGUGUCCCAGGUGAGUGUAGGAGACAACCAGCGCUCGCUGUCUGUGCGCUACCGCCAUCACUACGCCCCCGAGAACGGAGAGUGGGGCGAGUUCCAGUCACACCGCAGGGCUGUGGGGCUGGUGGCCGUGGCUUGGUGUGCGGCGGCGGGCAGCGAGUGGGCGCUCACGUCCGAGAGGUUCCGCGCCAUGAAGGAGAGACUGGGACCGGCGCUGUACGACUCGCGUCUGCUGGCGUUCGGUCUGAGCGGACACGCCACCGCCGAGCUCCAGCGACCCGACGUGGCCUUCUUCCCCGCAUACGACGACUGCCCCGAGCUGGAGAAGACCAUCGAGGACUUCAUCCAGUCCAUCUUCAUCGUCCUGGAGUCCAAAAGGCUGGAUCGGGCUACGGAUAAAUCCGGGGAUAAGAUCCUGCUCCUGUGCGUGCCGUUCGAGAAGAAGGACUUCGUCGGGUUGGACACGGACAGCAGGCACUAUAAGAAGCGGUGUCAGGGCCGCAUGAGGAAGCACGUGGGGGACCUGUGUCUGCAGGCGGGAAUGUUACAGGACGCUCUGGUCCACUACCACAUGGCCGUCGAGCUGCUGCGCUCCGUCAACGACUUCCUCUGGCUGGGGGCUGCUCUGGAGGGUCUCUGCUCGGCCUCAGUGAUAAUCCAUUACCCAGGAGGCACGGCCGGAAAGGGUGGUGCACGCAAACCCCUCGUCUCCACGGCAGCGGAUGGUGGGAAGAGACACCGGCCAGGAGCUCAGGAGGUUCUCAUUGACCCAGGUGCUCUGACCUCCAGCAGCAGUAUCAGCGCUGACACCAGCAGUGAGAUCGGCCGAGCCAAGAACUGUCUGAGUCCAGAGGACAUCGUGGAGAAGUACAAAGAGGCCAUCUCUUACUACGGCAAGUAUAAGAACGCUGGGGUGAUCGAGUUGGAGGCGUGUGUGAAAGCAGUACGAGUUUUGGCCAUUCAAAAGCGAGCCAUGGAGGCAUCAGAGUUCCUGCAGAAUGCCGUCUACAUCAACCUGGGCCAGCUUUCAGAAGAAGAGAAGAUCCAGCGCUACAGUGUCCUGUCUGAGCUGUACGAACUGAUCGGGUUCCACCGGAAGUCUGCGUUCUUUAAGCGCGUAGCGGCCAUGCAGUGCGUGGCUCCUACCAUCCCCGAGCCAGGCUGGAAGGCUUGUUACAGGUUACUGCUGGAGACGCUGCCCGGCUACAGUCUCUCUCUCGACCCUAAAGACUUCAGCAAAGGAACUCACCGUGGCUGGGCGGCUGUACAGAUGCGUUUGCUGCAUGAACUGGUGUACGCAUCCCGGCGCAUGGGGAACCCCGCCCUCAGCGUCCGCCACCUCUCCUUCCUCUUACAGACCAUGCUGGACUUCCUGUCAGAUCAAGAAAAGAAGGAGGUGACUCAGAGUCUGGAGAACUACACGUCUAAGUGUCCCGGAGGGAUGAACGUCAUCACACUUCCGGACGGACUCAAACUGGCCGCGGUGCCCUUGACCAAGCUGCCCAUCAUCAGGUCCGUGUCUCUGCUGAAUCUGCCUGCCAGUCUUCGUCCACACAAAGUGAAGGGUCUGCUCGGACCGAACGUCAGCUCCGCCAGCCCCUUCAUCUACUCGCCCAUCAGCAUCCACAACAGAGGAGAAGAGCGCUCCAAGAAGAUCGAUUUCCAGUGGGUGCAGGGGGAUGUGUGUGAGGUGCAGCUGAUGGUGUACAACCCCAUGCCUUUCGAACUGCGUGUGGAGAACAUGGGUCUGCUGACGUCCGGCGUGGACUUCGAGUCUCUGCCCGCUGCUCUCUCUCUCCCCGCCGAGUCCGGGCUCUACCCCGUCACUCUGGUGGGAGUCCCGCGCACCGCCGGCACCAUCACCGUCAGCGGUUACCACACGUCAGUGUUUGGUGUGAGCAGUGACUGCCUGCUGGAUACUUUGGUUGGUGUGAAGUCCAGCGGCUGUGUGGUGGAGGUGGUGCCGUCACUGCCUCGCCUCCAACUCACCACCUCCCUACCACGGUCUGUUUGUGUAGGUGCUGAGGAUCUGUCCAGCAGUGUGUGUCUGCAGCUGUUUAAUGGAGAAACUCAGCAGCUCACCAUCACACUUGAGAACAUCGGUUCUGAGACUUUAAACACACUGGAGCUGUCGUCUAGGACACUCACUACUAAAGAAAAGUUAUUUGGCGAGUUUGUGAGCUGGGACAUGGAGGACGCGCUGUCUCGUCUCCCCCUGAAGCCAGGCCAGGCUCUCACCAUCACCGUCAACAUCCAAGCCAGGCUGGACUUCUCUAGUCAGGAGAACCUGCUCCAGGACCUCAACGAUGAUGGUAUCAGUGUGACCGGACUGCCCAUCUCCAGCCCUCUGAGACAGGUCCUGAAGCCCCGCCCAGAAAACAAGCAAGCCAACUCCGACGCCAGCAAGAGCGAAUAUAACCACGUGAAGACUCUGGAGUGUGUGUUGUGUUUCCGGUACAGUGGCGGUCCGGGGCAUGUGGACGGUUACUACAGAGAGCUCAGUCUGGGCAUCAGAGUGGACGUGGAGCCCUCUGUGUUCUUCACCAGGGUCAACACGCUACCGGCUACCAGUACACGUCAGUGCCACUUGCUGCUGGAUGUGUUUAACCCUACUGAGCAUGAACUCACACUCACCGCCAGGAACCAGGAACUGGUGCUACACUCCAGCGAGUGUCAGAGGAUGGCCAUUCAGGUGGAUAAGUUCGACUUUGAGAGCCUGCCGAUGCCAUCCCAUGAUGCUGUGCAUCAGAGCAGUGUGUAUGAGCGGGAGGAGGAGAAGCAGCAGGUUCAGGGAGGACACAUCAACAACACGCUACAGCUGCGCUGGACCAUCCCGUCUCUGAAGAGGCAGGGCGAAGCAAGCGUGGAGGGUGUCCUCACCCAGCUCGUCCUGGAGCACCUACAGCUCACGCCGCUACAGUGGGAAAUGGAAAGGAUCAUAUGAGGUCUCAAGUCAGUGGGUCCUAAAUCUGUUUCCACCUAAAGAAUUCUGUUUUAGUGUACCUUGGCACACUAAAACAGGUUCUUAGUCAACUUGGUAAAAUCUGAGCUUCUCGUGAUCCCGGCCUGUCCCUCAAUCAACCACAACCUCGUCGUACAGCUCGGCUCAACCGCACUCAAGCCGACCAGGACGGCCAGGAACCUUGGGGUGACUUUUGAUGACAGCCUGACCCUUACAGACCACAUUUCAACAACUGCACGGUCCUGUAGGUUCAUCCUGUACAACAUCAAGAAAAUCAGACCCUACCUCACCGAACAGGCCACACAGAUACUAGUCCAGGUUCUUGUUAUCUCUAAACUGGACUACCUCAACUCACUAUUCUCGCGCCUCCCGGCCAGCUCCAUCAAACCCCUUCAGAUGAUUCAGAAUGCUGCAGCACGCCUCGUCUUCAACCAGCCCAAGAGAACCCAUGUCACACCCCUCUUCAUCUCCCUCCACUGGCUUCCUGUAGCCAUCAAAUUCAAGACCUUGAUGCUCACCUACAAGACCUUGUCUGGAACAGCAUCCUCUACCGCAACUCUCUCCUGAAGGCCUACGUUCCCUCACGCAAUCUGCGAUUGAUCAACGACCGGCGCUUAGUAGUUCCCACUCAGCGUGGCUCAAGAUCCCUUUCCAGAACCUUCACACUAACUGUUCUGGAAAGGUGCUGGAAUGAACUUCAACCUCAAUCCGGACCGCAGAAUCUCUCACCAUCUUCAAAACACAGCUAAAGACCCAGCUCUUCCGUGAGCACUCAACUAACCCCUAAAACACCAACCCCACAUUAUUUAAAAAAAAAAAAACCCAGAAAAUAAACUUUCUCUGGCUCUUACACCUCGACUCUGAGCACUUUCCUUCUCUAGAACUCAAUUAAUAGAUCUUGUACAGUAGCGCUACUCGUAUUGUUCUCCGCUUGAUAUAUCGCUUUGCUCGUAUUUCCUCAUUUGUAAGUCGCUUUGGAUAAAAGCGUCCGCUAAAUGAAUAAAUGUACAUGUAUUGUGCCAUCCAGGUCACUGCACCAAGUUAGUAAAACUUUACCAAACAAACUUUGUCUUGUCAGAUUUUCAAAUAUACAGUAUCAUCAUCUUCAUCAUCUUCAGUCACCAGCCUAAAAAAACCCUUUGGACUCGUCCAUUUCCAUCGCGUGCCAGCGACACUACGCAGCAGAACGUGUAAUUUGGUAAAUAAUAACAAGUCACGAAGUUGUUAAUGUUA
Messenger RNA from Ictalurus furcatus (blue catfish), 4433 nucleotides. RefSeq names its product trafficking protein particle complex subunit 9 (gene trappc9). The transcript is spliced from 22 exons. The record is from RefSeq and is a predicted model, not a curated record. Gene Ontology annotation, cellular component: trans-Golgi network. NCBI's taxonomy places the organism in Eukaryota, Metazoa, Chordata, Actinopteri, Siluriformes, Ictaluridae. Bases 123 to 3182 code for a protein of 1019 amino acids.